AUGCGGGGCAUUGAACUGAUGAUGAUGAGUAUCACUGCUCUUGGAAAUGUCACCAAUCCUGAAGACAAUGGAAUCAUCUUUGAGAAUCCUUACGAUUGGGAGAAUUCACCGGAUUAUUUCAAAAUUUCAUUAUCUGAUGUCUCGAGGGCUGCUUUUGUUGAUGAACCUUUACCCAAGUCGAUCAGAGUCGCCACUUUGGAGACCCCGCCGUAUUCUUCAACCGUUCGGAUAAAUGGUAGCUUGAUGGGUGAGGGCUAUGCCUUCGAGAUACUCAAUUUGAUAGUGAAUAAAUUAAAUGUAUCGUAUGAGAUUGUACAGCCAAAAAGACCGGGACUAGGAGAUGAGUCCCGAGGCCUCCUCGGUCUAUUGAAAAAUCAGGAAAUUGAUAUAGCGGUGGCAUUUAUUCCAAUGAUAUGGAAUUUUACGAAAUUCACUCGGUACAGUCCCAUACUCGAUGAGACAAGUAUAGUGGGCAUGAUGAUGAGGCCCUCAGAGUCGGCGUCUGGAUCUGGACUUCUUGCACCCUUCGAUACAACCGUCUGGAUCUGCAUUUUAAUUUCUUUGCUGGUCAUUGGCCCAAUAGUAUUUCUCUUCACCUCUUUCAGAUCGUACUUGUGGAAUCGGACAAAAGUUGACAAGUAUGACUUCACUUCGUGCGUCUGGUUUACCUAUGGAGCUCUUCUCAAACAAGGAUCUUCUAUAACUCCUGUGAAUACCUCGACUCGUUUAGUUUUUGCCACGUGGUGGAUCUUCAUCACAAUUUUAACAUCAUUUUACACAGCUAAUUUGACUGCUUUUUUAACAUUAUCACGAUUUACUCUGCCAUACAAAUCGGUUGAAGAUAUUGUAAAGAAGAAGGUACCAUGGUUCUUCGAGAAUGAUCGAACUAUCGAUAAUAUCUUCGGUACUGAACAUAACAAUAUCAUGAAAGAGCUGGCGAAUUCACCCUACAAAAUGGAAGUCCGCGAUGGAAAGGUUUUGUCACUCCUCCGUCAAAACACCCUAUUCCUUGGAGAAAGGGACAUAAUCGAGACGAUAAUUUUCAACGAUUACACGGAAAAAACUCGGAAAAAUCUUGAGCAGUCCCAACGAUGUCCCUACGUCACAGUCCCGAAGACAUUGUACAAUAUUCCUCGGGGAUUUAUCCAUCAGAAAAAUUCGAAAAUUCGGCAAGCUUUCGAUAAACAGUUGCAAAUUCUCAUAGAAGUAGGAAUAAUAAAAUAUUUAGAAACCAAGAACCUUCCAAAGGUGAAAUAUUGUCCCCUGAAUUUGAAAACCACCGAGCGACAACUGAAAAAUUCGGACUUGUCUUUGACAUAUAGAGUGAUUGCUGCUGGUUUCAUAGCGGCUUUGAUUAUGUUUAUUUAUGAAAUAAUCAGACGCAGAAAGGACGUGUCAUGUCUUUGCUGCAAAAAAAGUUGUUUCUGCUGUGCACACAGGAUAGAGAGCAGUGAUACGUCAGGCCCAAUUGUGCCAGGGCUAGAAUUACUUCCAAAUCGAAAAGGUCGUGUGAAAGAUGUGAAUGCAGUGGGAAAAUAUGACAGUAGUGCUGCUAAUUAUAGCAAUGCAAAUAUUGAUUCAUGCGUUGGUAAGAUUUCACCGAUUUACGAGAGUAUUUACGGAAAUGGUAGGACUGCAAAGAAAACUUAUAUCAAUGGGAGAGAUUACUGGAUGAUUACUGCACCCACAGGCGACAAACGGCUCAUUCCAAUAAGAGCUCCUUCGGCGUUGUUAUUUCAAUACACCACGUGAUGGAACAUUUUUUUCAACGAAUUUUU
Messenger RNA from Fopius arisanus, 1778 nucleotides. It is a transcript of the gene Ir76b, whose product is annotated as Ionotropic receptor 76b. Lineage: Eukaryota; Metazoa; Arthropoda; Insecta; Hymenoptera; Braconidae. The coding region runs from base 1 to 1752 and encodes 583 amino acids. The record is from RefSeq and is a predicted model, not a curated record. The transcript has 8 exons. Gene Ontology annotation, molecular function: ligand-gated monoatomic ion channel activity. Gene Ontology annotation, cellular component: membrane.